AUGGCGGAUAAUUCGUCCGAAAUUCAAAUUGUGUUGAUCGUCAAGGGUCUUAAUUUUGACUACCAUGAAUGUUAUCUCGAAACUCUUAUCCAUCGUUCGCCCCGCGAUCCCACCGGUACCUGGGCCAUGGCGGAAAUCGUAUCGAAGGCUCGAAAAGAUGACCAGCCGGAGGAAGUGAUCGAGCUCCCCAUACAUGAUGUGAGGGUGAAUCCGAGCCUGGCUGAACGUGGUAUUCGCUAUGUACUGAAUUGGGAACUACUGGCCCGAGACGGCAUUACGAGUCGAACUAUAAACAAAAAGGGUGACCGACAGUGGUAUUCGCGAGACAUGAGGAUUAUCUUCCGCUCUUUUUAUGUCAAUGAGAGUACACAGGAAGUGGCCAUGCUUCCCCCCAAGGAGUCUGUUGUUGUCAACUUCCCACAUGGGGAAGCACCUAUCAGCCCGGAAGAGCAUGAAGAAUGGAACCAAGUGGCUCGAAAGCAUGGUAUUGAUAUCUCAGUUGCUCAAGGGGAACUGCUCUAA
This is a messenger RNA of Exophiala mesophila, 522 nucleotides long. RefSeq lists its product as uncharacterized. The transcript has a single exon. The record is from RefSeq and is a predicted model, not a curated record. Lineage: Eukaryota; Fungi; Ascomycota; Eurotiomycetes; Chaetothyriales; Herpotrichiellaceae. The coding region runs from base 1 to 522 and encodes 173 amino acids.